AUGACUGAAAGUCAAGAAUCACUUUUGCUUAGUCAGGAAAUGACAUUUUCACAUAUAAAAUCAGCUUUAAUGAAAUUUAAUGCACUUUCCACGGAGGAAUGUAAUCAAGCUCAGGUGCAAACCAGAUUGUCUAUGUUAGAUGCUAAUUGGACCUGCGAGGAAACGUAUGUAAAUGCCAAGUCACUAAUGCUUACAUCUCUAGAAGAGUUUCGUAGUAUCACGUCUACUGAUAAUAGCAUCAUGAAUCAGUCCAUAAAUAAUUCCUCUCAUUUACGCUCCUUACCGAAAAUUACACUACCCAAGUUUUCUGGCAGUUAUCAUGAUUGGAGGCCAUUUCAUGAUUUGUUUACAUCUAUGAUUCAUUCAAAUAGUGACUUAACAGCCGUUGAAAAGUUUUAUUAUCUAAAAAGCAGCCUCAGUGGUGAAGCACUACAAUGUAUUUCAAAUCUACCAGUCUCAUCGGAGAAUUUUGCACCAGCUUGGAAAAUCCUGUGCACGCAAUAUGAAAAUACGCGGAUGUUAAUUAAUUCUCAUUUGGAUUGCAUUUUUGAGUUGCCACGUCUUCAAAGAAAGUCUUCUUCAGAAUUGAAGAACCUUUUGGCAACUGUCAAAGAAUCACUUGGUGCUCUAGAAGCCUUAGGUUCACCAAUAGCACAGUGGGAUCACAUCAUCGUCUACAUGGUCGUGCGACGUUUGGACGCAUCAUCACAUGAAGCAUGGGAAUUAUGUCGUAGUUCAUCCAAAAAGCCAGCAACAUUUUCUGAACUGGAAAUUUUUCUCAGUGGCCGCAUUCAAGCCCUAGAAAGUGUAGAGUCUAGGGGUGGUUUAACAAAAGUUCCCAAAAAAUCAGCAGCUCACACACAUGUAUCUACAUCUGCAUAUCAAAAACGUCCUGUUGAGGUUCCAAAUAAAUUACCUUUACAAACAAAUAAUUAUUCUUGUUCUCUUUGCAGCUCAAAUCAUUAUAUUUCGAGCUGUGAUAUCUAUAAUGGUAAGACUCUUCAGCAAAAACAUGAUGUCCUCUCCUCAAAAAAUCUUUGUUACAAUUGUCUUGGUCCUCAUCGGGUUGCUCAGUGUAAAAGUUCAAAAAGCUGCAGAUACUGCAAUGGUCGUCAUCAUUCCUCAAUACAUGGUUAUCGGUUUCAAUCUGAAUCAUCUAGUUCUGAAAAUCCCACAACGAGCACAAACAAUCCACUACCAACUGCUGUCAGUAAUCAUACCACUUCCGCAGCAUUGAACUGUACGUCCAAUAUUUUGCUUGCCACAGCUUUAGUACGCAUAAAAUCGUCUCAUGGAGUUUUUUCUAACGCUCGAGCUCUGCUCGAUCAAGGUUCUGAGGUAACACUUAUCAGUGAAGAAUUAGUUAAGAAACUUCAUCUAAAAAGACAUAAGGGAAACUUAAACUUAAUUGGCGUCGGUGCUCUUCAAUCUGGUGCGACCAAAGGUUUGGUACAUUUCACGCUGUAUCCACAUUUUGAAUCGAGCUUUCAAUGUACCGUAUCUGCAUACGUUUUGACAAAACUAACUACUCAAUUACCAUCGUGCACAGUUAAGCUUAACAAUACCACGUAUCUUAAGAAUAUCCAACUUGCAGAUCCAAAUUUUAUGGUCACUAGUAAAAUUGAUCUUAUAAUUGGCGCUGACUUAUAUGGUUAUCUUUUGGAAGGGGAAAUUAUCAAGGGAACUAUAAAUACUCCUGUUGCUCAACUCACAUCUCUCGGGUGGAUAUUAUCUGGCGGCGUCCAUAAUCUGGAAUCCAAUGCAAAAUCGUCUCAUUCAGUUCAAGUAUUCCAAUGUCGUGUAGAUCAUAACCUCGAUGAGUUGUUACAACGUUUUUGGACGCAAGAAGAAGGAAAAACCAAAUCAUCUAUUUUGUCUCCGGAAGAGAAAGAAUGUGAGGCCCACUUUCAAGCCACCUACCGGAGAGACUCAUCAGGCAGAUAUAUUGUCAGAUUGCCGUUCAAAAGUUCACCUAAUACUCUUGGCGAUUCUCGUAAAGAAGCAGAACGAAUGCUUGCAAAGUUGUAUCAGAAAUCAGAAUCUAAUCCUCAGUUUUUUAAACUCUACUCAGAUUUUCUUAAGGAAUAUGAAUCUUUGGGUCACAUGGUUCCAUCAUCUCAGGCUACAAUUCCUACAACAGAAUACUUUCUUCCACAUCAUGGAGUUCUUAGGGAGUCUAGUACAACAACUAAACUGAGAGUUGUAUUUAAUGGAUCAUGCAAGACAAGCAGCGGUCUCUCAUUAAACGAUAUUUUACACACUGGGCCCAAGCUUCAGUUAGAGAUUUCUGAUGUGAUCACAAGAUGGCGUCAAUAUCGGUAUGUUUUUUCAGCCGAUAUUGAGAAAAUGUUUAGACAAGUAAUGGUGGAUUCACGUGACUGGGCAUACCAACAAAUCCUUUGGACAUCAUCUCAAUCAUCAAGCGUGGUACCCUAUCAUCUCACUACAGUUACAUAUGGUCUUGGACCCGCGCCUUAUCUUUCAAAUCGAGUAUUAAAACAACUUGCAACAGAUGAAGGUUCUAUCUAUCCUUUAGCUGUCGAUAUUUUGAAUAAUAUCACUUAUGUAGAUGAUACAUUUGGUGGAGCAGAUUCUAUAGAAGAAGCUCAAAGUGCAGUAAUUCAACUGGAUAAACUCUGCAUGGCGGGCGGUUUUCAUUUGCAAAAAUGGACAGCUAAUAAUUCUAACGUUCUUUCUACCAUUUCACCAGAACGAUGUGCAAUCAAACAAGUGAUUCAACUUCAAGAAACCCAAUAUAUUUCUACACUGGGUAUCUGCUGGCAACCAGAAGAAGAUUGUUUUGUUUUUUCAUCGCCAUUUUCAUCCACAUCUUCCAGCACACCUACGAAACGUUCAAUACUGUCAAAUAUAUCACGCUUCUUUGACCCCCUUGGUUGGAUUUCUCCAGUAACAAUACAAGCAAAAAUAUUAAUGCAAGAUAUUUGGCUAUCGAAAUCAGACUGGGAUGAAGUGGUUAAUGAAGAUUUGGCGGCUAGAUGGUCAAAAUUCAUCAACGAUUUAAAUAACGUCAAUAAUAUUUCAAUCCCUCGAUGGGUUGGAAUUUCCCCAACAAAUCUUGGAAUUGAAAUACAUGGUUUCUCGGAUGCCUCCGAACAUGCAAUGGCAGCUGUCAUAUAUUUGCGUAUUAUUACCGAAUUCGACUCAGUUUCUGUUCAUCUCAUUGAAGCGAAAACAAAAGUUGCUCCAACAAAGAGGCAAACGAUCCCACGUUUAGAGCUCAAUGCUGCACUUAUUCUCACAAAAAGAGUAGCUCAUUUUAAGUCCAUUUUAAAUCUUAAUCAUGUUUCCACUCAUUUGUGGACAGAUUCUUCUGUUGCUUUAACUUGGAUUAAAGGUCAUCCCUCCCGUUGGAAAGAUUACGUUGCAAACCGUGUUUUAAAGAUUCAAGAUGUUUUACCCCAUGCUAAAUGGCAUCACAUUCCAGGAAAGUGGAUAACUGCUAUUUGCCGUCGAGUUUUCUCAAAAAAUUACAAUAAAUCUAUUAUCAAACAACCAUUGAGUCCAAAAGAGCUAGAGCAUGAGCGUAGGUUUUGGAUAAAAUUAACACAAAAUUCUUAUUUCUCAUCAGAAAUCAAGGCUCUUCAUGCAGGUCAGCAGUUGCAAAAUUCUCAUCCUCUAAGCAAGUUUACGCCAUUUAUUGACGCAUAUGGUCUACUCCGUGUUGGCGGGCGGUUACGCAAUGCUCUUAUUGAUCCAAAUGCUAAACACCCCAUUCUUUUGCCAUCCAAAUCAACGUUCACCAAUCUUUUGAUAGCAGAGGCGCACGAAAAGACUUUGCAUGGUGGUGUCCAGGUCAUGAGUGUUUAUCUGUGGCAAUCAUAUUGGAUACUUGGUGGUCGUUCAGCUAUUAAAGCAUUUAAUCAUCGAUGUGUACGUUGUGCAAAAAUUAGAGGAGUAACAGCUCGACAGCUCAUGGGCCAACUUCCAUCAAUUCGAACAAUUCCUGCUAGGCCGUUUCUUCACUCGGGUGUGGAUUAUGCCGGUCCAUUGUCUAUUAAGACAUGGCGUGGUCGCGGAGCAAAGCAAUACAAAGGCUAUAUCGCUCUUUUUGUGUGUCUAUCAACAUCUGCCGUACACCUUGAAGUCGCUUCGGACUAUUCAGUUGAUGGCUUUCUUGCGGCUUUUAAAAGAUUCGUCUCUCGAAGGGGAGUUUGCUCCACGCUAACUAGUGAUUGUGGUACCAACUUCAUAGGCGCCGAUGCAGAACUUAAGCGUCUCUUCACUCAGUGUUCAAAGGAGUACUCAAAAUUGUCAACAAUUUUGGCUAAUGACGGCACUCAGUGGAAGUUCAAUCCCCCAUCCGCGCCACAUUUUGGUGGAAAAUGGGAGGCCAGUGUCAAGUCUGUUAAAUUUCAUCUUCGAAGAAUUAUUGGUGACACUGCGUUAACCUAUGAAGAGCUAACUACCCUUUUAGCGCAGAUCGAGGCGGUCCUCAAUUCAAGACCUCUGUGCGCACUUUCAGAUGACCCCUCAGAUGUAAACGCAAUUACUCCUGCCCACUUCUUAAUUGGAUCAGCGCUGAAUGCAGUACCAGAGCCAUCUGUUCUUGAUUUUUCUGUUUCAAGAUUAUCUCGUUUACAACUCAUUCAACAAAUGAUUGAAAGCUUUUGGAAGCGUUGGUCCAAUGAGUAUUUACAGCGAUUUAGAUCAAUGUCCAAAUGGAAACAGCAAGAAAAUUCGAUCAAAAAGGGGUCAUUGGUUCUUAUUGCCGACGAAAGAUAUCCUCCUAUGAAAUGGCCUUUAGGUCGCAUCUUAGAAGUUCACCCAGGCCCUGAUGGACUUAUCAGAGUAGUAACUGUGAAGACUGCAUCGUCAACUCUAAAGCGUCCUUUGGUUAAAAUCUGUCCACUUCCAGUCGAUGAAGAAAGGGAUCUUAAAAAAGACUCCAACAUUUAAAAAAUGUUCUAAUAAAUUUAUAGUUUUAUUUAAUAUUAAUUUUUGAUUUAAUAUUUAAAACCUUAAAUUUUUAAUAUUUUAUUUCGUUCCCCAUGGUAACGAGGCGGGCGGAAUGUUCAAAAUAAUUUUUGUAGUCCAGUGUUAAAUUAAAUCUCUAAAUAUCAUAUUAUUCUUCGCUUGUUAAUUAUGUAUUUUGUAUAUCCUCUUUUUGUAUAAUCAGUCAGUCAGUUUAUUGCAGUCGUCUCAGUCAGUUAGUCUACGCAUCAUUAGUGCAUAAUAAAUUGUUAAUUGUACUUAGUCUAAAAAUCAA
This is a messenger RNA of Lucilia cuprina (Australian sheep blowfly), 5227 nucleotides long. RefSeq lists its product as uncharacterized. The transcript has 3 exons. The coding region runs from base 1 to 4917 and encodes 1638 amino acids. Gene Ontology annotation, molecular function: nucleic acid binding. Lineage: Eukaryota; Metazoa; Arthropoda; Insecta; Diptera; Calliphoridae. Gene Ontology annotation, biological process: DNA integration. The record is from RefSeq and is a predicted model, not a curated record.